Molecule: messenger RNA, 2972 nt
Organism: Bufo bufo (common toad)
Lineage: Eukaryota; Metazoa; Chordata; Amphibia; Anura; Bufonidae
Gene: CTNNAL1
Product: catenin alpha like 1
Exons: 19
Coding region: 1-2295 (764 amino acids)
Biological process (GO): Rho protein signal transduction; cell adhesion
Molecular function (GO): cadherin binding; actin filament binding
Source: RefSeq, a predicted model, not a curated record
AUGGCUACUUCACCGUGCAGCAGCAGUGGGGUCUCCUCGUCCUCCUCCUCCGGCUUCAGCAUAGACAGCGGGCUGGAAAUCAAGACCAAGUCUGUGGAGCAGACCCUGGUCCCGCUGAUAUCUCAGAUUACAACGCUCAUUAAUCACAAAGAAAAACCAAAGAAAUCUGAGAAGACUCUACAGGCCAUCCAACGAGUGGGCCAGGCUGUGAACCAAGCAGUUGGGAGGUUUGUGACUGUAGGCGAAACCAUAGCGAACGAGAACCGAGAACUAAAAGAAGAAAUGUGUAUAGCCUGCAUUGAGGCAAAGCGAGCUGGUGAAACCAUAGCACAGUUGACAAGUAUGAACAUUGGGGAACAUCUUGACCCUGAAGGGCGCGUUAUGAUUUUUACUGAUAAGACUGGAGUGGUAAAAGCUGCUAGACUUCUGCUGUCUUCAGUUACUAAGGUGCUGGUGUUGGCAGACAGGAUCGUCGUUAAACAAAUUAUCACUUCCCGAAACAAGGUUCUUGCAACCAUGGAGCAUCUUGAGAAAGUGAGCAGCUUUCAAGAGUUUGUUCAGAUAUUCAGUCAGUUUGGGAAUGAAAUGGUGGAGUUCGCCCACCUUACCGGAGAUCGGCAAAAUGACUUAAAAAGCGAGAAGAAAAAAGCAAGUAUGGCUGCUGCUAGAGCUGUGCUAGAGAAGUGCACCAUGAUGCUGCUCACAGCUUCCAAGACCUGUCUAAGGCAUCCUGAUUGUGAGUCAGCACGUAUUAAUAAAGAAGGAGUCUUCCAAAGAAUGAGAGUGGCACUAGAGCAGGUAAUUGAAAUUGUUACUGACUCAAGACCUAAUGGAGAGCCUGAAAUUGCACCAAUCAGUAUCUACAUUGGAAUUAGAGAAUUCAAGGGUAAAGUUGAAGGGCUUAGAGAAAACCUGUAUUUCCUCUCGAAGGAGAAUCUUUCCACUAUGUUAGAAGUCAUUUUGGAGCAUACAGAGGACUUCACAGACUCUGCUUAUACUAGCCAUGAAAAUAGAGAACGCAUUCUGGAAUUGUCUAACCAAACCAAGAUGGAGCUAGAACAACUGGUUUCAGUGUGGAUGCAAGCUCAAACACAAAAAACAAAAGACAUUAUAGAAGACUUGGAGUUGGCCAUACUGAAGACGUGUCAGUGCAUUACAGAACUGAAACGAGAACUUCACAGUGCGGCUACAACACUUGCAUCUGACUUGCUAAAAUACCAUGUCGAUCACAUUGUCCUAAAAGCACUGAAAAUUGCUGGAGCAGAAGGAAACCUGGAAGCAGUGGCAGAGUAUACCUGCAAGCUAUCAGAGCAAAAAGAACAACUUGUGGAAACUUGUCGGCUGUUGAGACAUGUUUCGGGCACAGAACCUUUGGAAAUCACAUGUAUUCAUGCAGAAGAUACGUUUCAGGUGACUGGUCCUCAGAUUGUGUCAGCAGCAGAAACAUUAGCUUUACAUCCAACCAGUAAGAUUGCUAAAGAAAACUUGGAUGUUUUUUGUGAAGCCUGGGAGUCUCAGCUGACUGAUAUGUCCAUUUUAGUGCGGGAAAUUAAUGAUGUGUUUGAGGGACGACGAGGAGACAAGCGUGCAUAUCUUUCCCUACCAAGACCAGGGAAACAUAGUGGGAACCUGAAAACCCUCAAACCUGUGAAGCUUGAUGGAGAGGAGCAGACAAAAAUUUCCAAGCUAGGAUUAGAGCUACGUCUACUUACUUCAGAUGUGGAUUCUGAAGCAGAAAAAUUGGAAGAUCAAGAGAAUGAACUAGUUAGGCACGGACAAACCAUGUCCAGUAUGGCUUACACAAUGUACCUAUUUACAAGGGGUGAAGGGUUACUUAAAACAACACAGGACUUAUUUCAUCAAGCAGAGGUUUUUGCAGCAGCUGGUUUAAAGCUUUCAUCAAUUCUCCAGACCUUUUCUAAUCAGCUUGAGGAUGAUGACAAACCUUUACUGUUGUUGGAGAUUGAGAAGCUUGUUCCACUGAGUCAGCAGCUUCAGAUGACGUCAAGAACUCCUGUCCAGGGCAAAACUGCCACCUUCAACAAGGUUGACACAUGUAUUCAGAAAUCAAAGGCAAUCAUGAUGAUACUUUCCCAAGUUCUUCCAAUUUGCUGCAAGUUACUACGGAAGUGUAAAGCAGGUAAUGGAUGCUACCGCCCACCAGGAUCCUGGAAAGAAAACCGAAUACAGAAUGUUUCAAGUGAAGAUGGACUAGAAGGAAAAACAGUGGAAGCCUUUGCAGUAAAGUCUUUGGAACAUCAUGUAGCUAGCCUGACCUUUUUAGAAAGUAAAUAACAAUGUAAAGUCUCUGAAGAGGAAGUCAACUAUUAAGCUCCACAUGAUGUUUAUUUUUGUGUUUUGCUCCACAUCUUAUCGGUACCAUUGUACUUUUACACAUUUGCUAUGUCCGGUGGAAGAACUCUUCCUCUCACCAAUCACAUUGUUUAUCUAAAGAUCUGUUGUGAAUGUCUUAAUGGAAACCUAAACCCAAAGAUGCUGCUAUGGUUUGUAUACGUGUAAUAUGCAGAUUUCCUGAUUUCUAUUUGCUGUGUUCCAUUCUAACAUCCUGAAUUUUGUUUUUUCAGUUGUAUUGUGUUUACCUGUAUCAGGGCAAUAUGUUGUGGUCUGAAGCACUGAUGUUCACAACCAAGAAUAAACAGCACACUGUAUCCACAUGUACAACCUGCACCCCUCUCCCGUCAUUGUAAAUUUGCUGCUGAAAUCUAUAAAUUUAUUGGAGAUUUUCUCAUAAAUAACUAUUUUCUCAGCUAGUUUGGCUACGCAUUGCAUUCUUGGAUUUGAGGAUGGUCUUGUAGUUAGCCGCUGGAGAUGGCAACUAGGUGGGAACAUGGUGAAGGUUUCCCUGGGUCUGUUGUCACUCUCAUAGGCUUAUAAAGCUCACCCUUACUUUUAAAUCCUAGGAUUUACAAUGCAUGUUAAAGAAGAUAUCUUUUCUCAGAAUGUAUACCAUA